Alosa sapidissima (American shad) is the source of this 6538-nucleotide messenger RNA. It is a transcript of the gene nhsl1b, whose product is annotated as NHS-like 1b. The record is from RefSeq and is a predicted model, not a curated record. Lineage: Eukaryota; Metazoa; Chordata; Actinopteri; Clupeiformes; Clupeidae. Gene Ontology annotation, biological process: cell differentiation.
GCCGUGGUUUUCAGCACGCCGUGGCCGAGGCAGGUAGGCUGGCUGUCGUUCGUGUCCGUGUUCAAAUUCAAAACAUGGACUAUGCAUUGAGUCCGGUUCCACUUGCAACAGGUGGUUGCGCUCCUCCGGGUUUUACUUGUACUUAUCACCACUUCUCUUGGAGUUGCCGGAGCUCCCUCGUCUGUUUUGCCCGAUAUCCUCCAACUUGGGUAACGUCUCGCAGCCCCGUGGAGUAGUACACAACUGCAUCCUUUGAAAAAUAUGGCGGGACCACCGCCUAAGCAGCCUUCUGAACUUUCGCGACUAAUUGGAUGUGUCAUUUUAUAGGCAAUUUUAAGGGAGCAUUUGUUGUUUUAAUUACAGAACUCUGUUGGCCAUCUGGAGUUCGUUGAACAUGCCGUUUCACCUACGGGCUGUGGAGCCGCAGCGCGUGUGCAGGUUGAAGGGAAAGCACCGCAGGGCGCCCGGCGAGGAGAGCGCCUUUGUGGUAGUGGACGGGAGGAAAGUUCGGAAGCCCGUUUUGUUUUCGUCCCUGGAGGAUGUUUGUAGCCAAACAUUUACCGGUAUUCUACUUCAACUAUCUGAUCUAUCUCGACACGCAAGCGACAUAUUCCUGGACAUAGAGACCCAGGCUGGAUUGAUCUCGCGAAGAUCCCACCGGAUUCAGCUGCGUCUGGAGGUCCUGCAGGGCACCGUGCGCAGGUCUGACCCCAAGAAGACCAAAAUCCCCGUGUCCAGCCUGGAUGAGGAGAGCAAGUGGACGGUGCACUACAGCGCCCCCUGGCACCAGCAGGAGAACGUCUUCCUGCCCGCAUCACGCCCAGCCUGCGUAGAGGACCUGCACCGCCAGGCCAAGGUCAACCUGAAGACUGUGCUGAGAGAAUGUGAUAAGUUGAGGAAAGAUGGCUUCCGUAGCUCCCAGUACUAUUCUCAAGGGCCCAUGUUCUCUGGCCCCGCCCCCGAACAGAACAGCCAACCGGACGACGACGACGACGCUGAUGACAUCGACAGGAAGUCUGCUGCAUCUUCCAUGGAGGAGGAGAAUUCUUUGCAGCCAAUGAGGGCUCAGACACCAGUCCAGGGGGAGGGUCCUGACACAGUCGACGCCCCCAGCUCUACCAAAGGCCCCGCCCUGCCCACCCCCGAGGAGCGAAUGAGGCAGCAGGCCCAAGCCGUCAUCACCGACAUCGUCCCCAUCAACGUCACAGGGGAGACGUUUGACCGGCAGGCCAGCGUGCGCCGCUGUUUGGUAAACUCUGAUACGGUGGCCCGCAGGCCCAAAAAGGUCAAGAGGAGAAAGACUAUUUCAGGGCUGCCGGACAACAUCCAGCAGGAACUAGGUACGCGGUCCCCGGGUCGUGGCGGUGAGCUCCGGCCCCAGUCCAUGUUCCUGCCGGGUCAGUACCUCCUACGCUGGGGCCCCUACUCUACACUGGGCCGCUCCGGGAGCGUGAGCUCCGGCCUACGCCGCUCCGACACGCGGGACUCGGGCGUCCAGACCGAGGAGGUGAAGAUCGUGCCGCCCUCUGUGCGGCGGAUCAGAGCCCAGCGGGGUCAGGGCAUCGCUGCGCAGAUGGCCGGAAUGUCCACCUCCACCGGCAACAUCUCCGCCGCCACCUCGGCCGACAGCCUGCCCGGCUCGCCCGCCGACGACCGCCCCCGCUUCCUCAGCCUGCCGCGCGGCGCUCGCGUUAGCCUCCACGCAGAGCCGCUCUACAGCAGCACCCCCUACAGGCCGGAGGACAGAAGCGCCGCCAGCAGCAGCAGCAGCAGGCAGAUCGGGCGGCUGCAGGUGGACGACUCGGCGGUGCAUCUGAGGAGCACACCUAGGCCAGGUGCGUUGGGCCGGCCGCGCUCGCAGGAGGUGAGGGGCACGCAGUCGGAGUGGGGUGGGGGGGGCGGGGGCCCCGCGUGUGUGGUGUCUCCUCACGCCGCCUACUCCACCUCCAUCAUCCCCAACGCCACGCUGUCCUGCUCCGCCGAGGUCAUCGCCCUGCACACGGCCCCUAGCAACGCUCACCUGCCGCCCGGCACAGGACGCCCCCUCAGCAUGAUGGCCGCCGUGUCCAACGGAGACGGCCUGGCGCUCAGCUGCUCGGCGACGUUGCGUCCAGCACUCACACGCUCCGCAGCGCCACGGCAACCCUCCCACCCCCCCGACCCCAGCGAGGCCGGCCAAUCGGACACCGCCGUCCUGAUGAGCGCGGCCGCCUCCGGGGACGAGCACUGGAUCUACGACACGGCCGAGAGCGUGGCGACGCCGCGUCGCCCCCUGACCUCCAGCUGCUCCACCCCCCUGCAGCACCUGUGCAGCAGCCUGGAGCGCUCGCCGCACGGCACCGCGACCGACUCGGGCUCGCUCCACUCCAUGGACACGGACGGCUACUACACGUCCAUGCACCUGGACUCGGGGCUGCGGUCCUCGCGCCAGGGCAGCGGGCACGGGGUGGCGGGCAGAAGGAGCGGGCGGCACAGCAUGUACGAGUGCCUGGGCCAGCCGGGGGACGGUCUCUACGGCGACGGCACGCUCUCGCGCUCCAUCUCGCUCCGCAAGUCCAAGAAGCCGCCUCUCCCGCCGGCUCGGACCGACUCGCUGCGCCGCCGAGCGCCACGUCACGCCAGCGUUGCCCCCGACAACGGUCCGACCGCGGAGGACGACGGACGCGUGGUUCUGAACGAGUCGCUGAUCGCCUCUCUGCAGCAGUCCCUGCAGCUGGGCCUGAAGGGCAAGAUGGCGGCGUCGUCGUCGGCGGCGACCGCCUCCCACAGCCCGUCCAGCGACUACGAGGACCCGUGGAUGCUGCGUCCUCGCAGCCAGAGCAGCGUCAGCGCGGGCAGCAGCGGCCCUCUCGGCACUGGGGCGCCCACCGCCAGCGUCCACGCCAACGUCCACGCCAACGUCUACGCCCUCUGCCACAUCACCCCCGCCCACAGCGACACCAGCAGCCUGCGCUCCGACUACGCCGACUCCUGGGGUUACUACAUGGACUACUCUCGGACCCAGCCGGACCGGCCCAGACGCAGUCCCCCUGGACACAGCGCACACACACGCCAGCGGGGCGGAGAGGCCUCGGGGCGGCCCGGAGAGGGGGCAGCUGACGGAGAUGCCGUCCAUGGCGUCUCCCAGGCCACGCAGCCUCACGGGCAGGAUGGGGCAGUCGCGGCGGCAAAGCCUCAAACGGGCACUUCGUCAUCGUCCCCAGACCGCGUGCACCGGCUGACGUCGCCGUCCAGCGGCUACUCGAGCCAGUCGAACACGCCGACCGCGGGCACGCCCGUGCCCUCCUUCAUGCGCUGCCUGUCGCCCUCGGGCAGCAAGCCUCGGCCACGCAUCCCCGAGAGGAAGUCGUCGCUGCUGUCGUCCGUCUCCAUCUCGUCCUCGUCCACCUCGCUCUCCUCCAACACCUCGGACUCCGCCGCCAGGAACCUCCCCGCCCAUGCCACCCCCCACCACCCCCUACCCUUGACCUUUGACCUUCUGACCCCCGACACCCCCCCUCCUCCCCACCUCCACCCUUCCCAGCCCCCUCCUCCCCCUGUUGCUCAGAUGUCCAUCGCUGCAUCGGCCUCCCCCCCUCUACCCACAACCCCCCUGGCCCCCCCUCUACCCACAACCCCCCUGGCCUCCCCCGAGUUCCCGCCUCCGCCACCUGAGCUGCUAUUGGACGCCCUGACGCUCAACUCCAGCCUGAGUCCUCCUCCUCCUCCUCCUCCUCCUCCUCCUCCUCCCUUCCCCACGGCAACCGCCACCGCCCCCCCUCCCCCCUCCCCCUGCCCCCCACACACACCCGUUGCCGAUGGGAGCGGCGCACCUGUCUCGGCCAUUCCCCUCAUCACGGCCUCCGCUCUGCAGAGCGUCCAGCUCCGAGCCGUCAGGCGGCCCGCGGGGGUCCACACCGAGGCCCAGCCGGCCCGGUCCAAACCUCCAGACAGCGCAGGGUCCACCCAGACCGCACGCCCUGGACCGCACGCGCCCACGAAGAGCAAGACACCAGCACCGCCCACAGAGUUGCCCCUGGCGACGCGCGCCGCCUCUGAUCAGGACGGGUCCGACACACCGGCCACCCCGGGGCAGAGCCGCUCAGAAGACAGCGGCCCGGUGUGCAACGGUUCUGACCGCGAGGAGGUGCGUCCCUGCGUCCCUAACGGGUCAGCGCUCCCAGCGAAGCAGGAAGAGGAAGAGGCCCAGCCAGCCGCCCCUCCGACAACCAGCCCAGGGGAGAGCCCGAGUCCUGCUCCUGCCCCGACGCAGAGUCCUGCCCCUGCCCCGACGCAAAAGCCCCCCGGGGCCACCAAGAAGCCCAGACUGCCCCUGGUUAUUGCCCCAGAGUCACCGCCACCGAACCCAGCCGAGGAUCUGCCCCCUCAGACCAGCGGGGUGGGCGGCCGGAGUGGACCAGAGCCGGUGGAGGGGCAGGGAAGUGCAGCAGAGGCCACAGAGAGCGUGAAGCAGGCCGCCGACCCCCUGCCGCCCCCCCACCUCUCAGCCCCUGAUGGACUUCGCUCGGAGACCACCAGCUUCAGGACGAGCGCGUCCAACGGAGACGCGGCGGACGCAGAGCCGGACGCAGAGCUGGAGGACGAGGACGAGGCCAGCAGCACCACGGGAUCCGUCAGCUCCAGAGAGGACGACAGCGGUGAUGUGUUUGAGCCCAGCUCGGCAGAGUCCUCGCCGUCUCUCAUCGCCAUGGUGACGCCCACCAGACCCCGCACCACGGAGGACCUCUUCGCCGCCAUCCACCGGUCCAAGCGGAAAGUCCUGGGACGUCGCGAGUCGGAAGAUGACCGCUCCCGAGGCCACUCCCCCUCCUCCCCCCCGAUGACGCCCACCGCGGGAGCGAUGACCCCUCCUCCUCCGGCCGGCUCGUCGUCGUCACGGCAGCAGAGCGCCAUCCAGCGCAACCUGCGCAAGUCGGCCACGAGCAGCGACACGUUCAAGGCUCUGCUGCUGAGGAAGGGCAGCCGGUCGGAGGGCAGCUUCCGCAUGUCGGCCGCUGAGCUGCUCCGCACCACCGACCCGCGCUUCACGCGCACGCGCUCGCUGGACACGCCGCCCGAGAGCCCCACGCACGGCUCGCCCUACGAUAGCCCGCCCGCCGGAUCGCCCAAUCACGCGCGCCGGACCACCGAGACCUGGACGCGGAGCGAGGGGCUGUCGCCGUCACGCGGCUCCUCCCCCUCCUCGCCCUCCUCCUCGCUGGCGGGGCCGAGGUGCGGACGCUCUCGGACGCCUCCAUCGGCCGCCAGCAGCAAGUACGGCGCGCGCUGCCGCCUCCUCAGCAGCCCCAUGACGGUCAUCUGCGAACGCGACGGAGAGGCGGCCGAGGAGACCAACGCGCCCAACGUUACCACGGACACCAACGGCACCAGGGACGCCAACGACACACUGGCCGAGGACAGCAGCUGAGACCGCACACCUACGGGACGCUCCGCCAGGGAACGGACAGUGGGGCGGCCGUCGCUGUAGCAACGGGAGCGUGAGCGAGGGAGAACCGCACGGGGACUGGUUCCACCCCGGGUUCCUUACAGGAACCUCAGUGGUUGAGUAGCUGGACUAGACAGAACCGCUCCCCUCCAGUCCACCGGGACCGAGUCCAAACGGACAGCGUGUUUCCCCAACGGCAGAAUCAUCUCUUUCCUCUCUUUCCUCUCUUUCAUCUCAUUUCUCUCUUUCAGAAUCAUCUCUUCCUCUCUUUCCUCUCUUUCAUUUCAUUUCUCUCUUUCAGAAUCAUCUCUUCCUCUUCCUCUCCUCUCUGCUCUGCGUUGUCUCCUCCUGCUGCUCACUUGCUUUGUUUUCUUCUUUUGACCUCUUCCUUAGAGGAAGUGGAAGCUCGGGUGACUGCUGUGGUUUGAGAAUGUGUCGGAAAGGAGCCGGCAGCGAGUGACCAGCCUCUACUGCCGUAGCCACACGGCCUGCACAGAACCGGACCGCACUGGACCGAAGUGUGUUCCGAUGCAGACUGUGAAGCACGCCAUCACAGCACAAGCAGAACCGGACCGCACUGGACCGAAGUGUGUUCCGGUGCAGACUGUGAAGCACGCCAUCACAGCACGAGGCAUGGCCACGUCCUCUUGUGAUUGCGUUGAGGCAGUGAAUAGAGCAAUACUACUUCCUCCGGGAGGACGCAGCCGGUGGUCGUCACGGCAGCGACAGUAGAGGACAGCCAGAGUGACCUGGCAUGUGGGGUCUCUCAUGAAGUCACUUCCUGUCUGUUUGGACAGGCACUGGAGUAAGAUGGGCAGGCCUGGAGUGUGUCCAUAGAUAAGAAAUAGAAACACACACACACACACAUCCACAUCCACAUAGAUAUUGAAGCAGGUUUAUGAGGACAGUCUGAAUGCCCCCAGAAGGACCUAUGUAUUUUUCUUUAAGAGAGUGUGUGUGUGUAGUUUUGCACUGUUGAUGUGUUUAAUUUUAAUGUCCUCUGUUAGUUUUAUGAUGUUUUAAAUGUGUAAAGUCUGAGUUGAUCCGACUCUCCUGAAGAUGGACCUUGUGUUUGAAAAGAUAAAAAAGGUGAUUAAUGCCAAUUAACAGCAA